Messenger RNA from Linum tenue, 150 nucleotides. NCBI's taxonomy places the organism in Eukaryota, Viridiplantae, Streptophyta, Magnoliopsida, Malpighiales, Linaceae. The record is from the annotation of a GenBank genome assembly.
AUGGAGGGAAAGGCAGUUUGGCAACAGUGGCACUACUUCUGGUCUGAUGUCGAGCCUGCCAUUCGCACUAGUGCAGGGGAUCGAGCUGAGCAAUCCACAGGCUUACGCACAUCAACCUGGCAGUGGCAUAAAAGUACCUAUUUCUCGUAA